UGAGAUAGAGUGUCCAUCUACCUAUCCUCUAUUUCCUAACAAGUUUCCAUGAACCAAUUCUCGAUGUCCACUCCAAUUAGUUGUAGUAGUAGGAUUUUGAUUUUAGUUUUGUUGGCAAUUUCUCUUACAUAUGGAAAUGCAAGAAGUCUAUCCAAAGAAGAAUACAUGGAAUUGAAGGCAAAGCUCAAGGUUCUUAAUAAGCCUGCUGUCAAGGGCAUUCAGACUCAACAUGGUGAUAUCGACUGUGUGGACAUGUAUAAGCAGCCUGCUUUCGAUCAUCCUUUACUGAAGAAUCACACAAUCCAGAUGAGGCCCACUUCCUAUCCAGAGGGGAUGGGAAAUCAAGACCCUUCAAAUGCCAAUCUAGAGAUUGGGCUUAAAGAUGGUGGGUGUCCACUUGGGACCGUACCCAUUCCACGGACUAAAAUACAAGAGUUAAUGAGUGCAAAGUCUAUCUCUCAUUUUGGCAGAAAAAAUCUGGAAAAUAGACGACUAUACUCCACAGCUGGUCAUCAUGUAAGUACUUUUUUUUUUUUUUGGUGGAUUUAUGCAGACACGUGCAGGAUCCAAGCCGUUCAUCAGGAUCCAAAAGGUAUCAUUUUCAUUUAGUGCUCUAUUGGGAAACAUGCACAGCCCAGCCAACUCAUCUGUGUCGUACAUUAGGUCUAACAAUCUGAACAAUAGCCCUACAAAAUGUAUAUUCAAAACCAUUUUAGAAAAAUAGGCCUAAUCUACAAAUUGUGCUGCGUAUUUUUUGCGGUCCAUCAUGAAUUUUCUAUGGCUCUAAGCAAUCACUUUUAUUGAAAGAUCUUAAUUAUCAGAUAUAUGGCUUGUAAAAUGGAUGGCUAUAAGAAAUAAUCCUAAUUCAUGGAUCACUGAUGUUCAAACGGAAGCAAAUGUGCAAAUGUCACAAUUUACUUGGAUCGCUAUAAGUAACGGUAAUAGUAUCGGCUCAUUUUUCUUCUGGAAGAAAAGAAAAAGGAGCAUACUCUUAUUAGAUGAUGUAUGUAAUACUAAUCCACUUGUC
Messenger RNA from Magnolia sinica, 1027 nucleotides. Its product is annotated as protein neprosin-like. The transcript is spliced from 3 exons. NCBI's taxonomy places the organism in Eukaryota, Viridiplantae, Streptophyta, Magnoliopsida, Magnoliales, Magnoliaceae. The coding region runs from base 49 to 609 and encodes 186 amino acids. The record is from RefSeq and is a predicted model, not a curated record.